Messenger RNA from Rotaria sp. Silwood2, 756 nucleotides. The record is from the annotation of a GenBank genome assembly. Lineage: Eukaryota; Metazoa; Rotifera; Eurotatoria; Philodinida; Philodinidae.
AUGACUGACUCGUUCACUCCGCGAAGAGCACAAAAUAAUUAUGAUCGUUAUCCAUCACCAUCAAUUGUUGACAAUGAUCGAUAUACACCACCAUCAUUUGAAAAUUCCAAUAGAAAAAAACCAGAAAUAUAUCAUAUUGGAGGAAAAAAUUAUCAGAAACCAAUUGAUGAUGAACCACCAUUUAGAUCAUCUUCACCACCCAUUAAAAGUUCUUAUCCUUCAACUAGUAAUGGUCCUGAAUUGUAUCAUCUGAAAGCUGUAGAAAAUCAUGAUAAAAUUCAUGAUCGUCAUUCACCAUCAGUAUUUUCUAAUAAUACUCGAGUUUCACCAAUACCUUUAUCAAAUUUUUCUGAACGAAAAAUAGAAAUGUAUCAUUUAAAAACUACUAACGAAAAUGUUAGACGUUCACCAUCUAUUACUAAAAGUUAUGAAAAAACUACAUUUAAUGAUAAUAACAUGAAUUAUAACAAUUAUGGUCAACAAAAAGUUACUAUGUAUCUUCUUACAUCAACAGAUCGCGAAAAUCUACCAUUAUCACAUGCAGAACAACGUAGUCCAUCUCCUCCUAUUCCUGUCAGCAACAGAUCAGAACCUGCUUAUAAUGAUAGAGUCGAUGGGCUAAAUAUACGACAUCAAUAUCCACCAGCAGCACUUCAUACUGUAUCGACAAAUGCUCGUUCUAUACCAUUAUCACAGUCCAAAGCAUCAGAAAGUAUUCAACGAAGUAUGAUGAAAUAUCGAUUCAAUGGCUAUUGA